Molecule: messenger RNA, 1830 nt
Organism: Penicillium vulpinum
Lineage: Eukaryota; Fungi; Ascomycota; Eurotiomycetes; Eurotiales; Aspergillaceae
Exons: 4
Coding region: 1-1830 (609 amino acids)
Molecular function (GO): protein binding
Source: RefSeq, a predicted model, not a curated record
AUGGAUGCUCCAGCUGUAGACCAACGUCGGUCGUUUGAUGGCCAUUUGAGUACUAUUCGCUAUGUAGGCACUGUUCAAGGGACCACCGGCGACUGGUUAGGUGUUGAAUGGGACGAUGCAACUCGUGGCAAGCACUCAGGAGAACAUAAAGGCAUCAGAUACUUCUCAUGCAAAAGCAAACAUCCCACAGCGGGGUCUUUUGUUCGCCCCGACAGGCCUUCAGACAAGCCUCUGAACUUCCUAGAGGCCUUGCGGGAGAAGUAUGCUUCUGAGUCUGAGAACAGCCCUGCUGAAAAUUCCUUGGUUGGUGGAGCAACAGUUCGAGGCAAGCCAAUUGAAAUUAGCGGCAAGGUUGUUGAAGAAGUUGGCUUCGACAAAAUUCGGAAACAGCUCGCCGAGCUCCAAGAGUUACGCAUUGUUUUGCUUGAUGGCCUACGGAUUGCCGGGGUCCUUUCGUCCUACAACCAGGAUCAAGCCUCACAUAGUGAGGCAGCACAAAAGAUUGGAGAAACUUGCCCCAGGAUCACGGAACUUGAUCUCAGUCGAAGCUUAUUGAGCCGAUGGCGUGAUGUUUGGGAUAUCUGCGAUCAGCUCAAGCACCUGAAACGACUGAAGUUGAAUGGAAACCGGUUUCAGGCUUUCGAAGAUGAUCUGACCUUCAGGGGAAUCAAUGAGCUACAUUUAGAAGAAACUUUGCUUAGCUGGGAUGAGAUUGCUACCAUUGCAUAUCGAUUCCCUGGCUUGACAACUCUCACAGCAUCUGCGAACCAGCUCUCUGAGAUAACCUGUCCACUACCUAGCACUAUCACAACAUUAACCAUCGAACACAACGAUAUUACCUCAAUAUCAGCUCUUCGGUAUCUUGCUGGACUUCCAAAAUUGGAGCACCUCUCCGUUCGUGGGAACGGCAUCAGCACCGUGAACCAAAACACGACAGAUACAACCCUAGACUUCCAAUUUCCGUCAACUCUCCGCUCCCUCGAUAUAUCCCGCAACAACAUUACCUCCUGGGCCAUUCUGAACACACUCCCCACAGUCUUCCCAGGUCUAACUACCCUCCGAAUCACCGGCAAUCCCCUAUUCGACCAGCCACCCCUCCCACCCUCUGUCGCAGAAGCCUCCAAACCAAUGACCGUCGACGAAGCCUUUAUGCUAGCCCUAUCUCGCUUCCCAUCCACCCUCACCACCUUAAACUACAGUACUAUCUCACUACAAGACCGCUCCAACGCAGAGAUGUACUACCUAUCCCUCAUUGGCAAAGAACUUUCCGCCACGACCGAAGCAGAAGAGCCCGCCAUUCUCGCUACACACCCGCGAUACAGCGAGCUGUGCGAACUAUACGUCGAGCCGACUAUUACAAGAGCCGUUGUAUCCUCUUCAGGCGCCAGAAUUAUCCAUCCACGGUCCGUCGCAGCGCGACUGGUCAAGAUGGCCUUCCAUCUACCACUUGGAAACGAAGAAUCCAAAAGUCGAGUCAAAGAAAUUCCUGGCUCAUUCGAUACGUACCAGGUCAAGGCGUUGGUGUCGCGGCUCUUCGGCCUACCGGCGUUUGGGUUCCGGCUAUUCUGGGAGACGGAUGAGUGGGAUCCUGUGGAGAAGGAAGUUGGUGAUGAGGCCAUUGUUGAAUGGGAUGAGGAUAGUGAGGAUGAGUCUCGACCUGACGUUGGCUUUCGGGUUGAGACAACGGGCGAUGGCCCUGAUAAGAGUCGGUUUGUGCGUAGGGAGGUGGAGCUAGCUGAUUCGACAAGGGAUAUUGGGUUCUUGUUUCAAAAUGAGGUGGGAGAGGUUAGGAUUCGGGUUGAGAUGCCUGAUUGUGCGUCUAAGAGGUAG